Aspergillus pseudotamarii is the source of this 528-nucleotide messenger RNA. RefSeq lists its product as uncharacterized. The record is from RefSeq and is a predicted model, not a curated record. The coding region runs from base 170 to 490 and encodes 106 amino acids. The transcript has a single exon. NCBI's taxonomy places the organism in Eukaryota, Fungi, Ascomycota, Eurotiomycetes, Eurotiales, Aspergillaceae.
CCAUCAAAAACGAUUGCCUUCCCCCUCCCCAAAAGAUCACUUUCUGGCUGCGAGCCUAUUUGGCCUGGAUAUAAAGCUCAAAAACUGCAAUCACUAGCAAAAAGUCGACUGAAUCCAAUUCCUUAAAGUCUAUACCACCCUCUACCAUCCACCACAACACGCCUUAAUCAUGACGAACAGCAAGUGUCCUGCAACCGUCCGUACACCUCCAAUUGGUCUCUGGAACUCGACCGAGGUCGUUGCAUUCCCAAAUGAUCACCAAUACCUCCUCGAUCAUCAAGCCUGCUGCGGAGAGACAAACCAGAUCAAACUAUACAAGAAUACAUGCUUCCGCUUCUGCAGCACCCACGGCAAUCAAAGCAAUGUCACUUCAUGUUUGGAAGAGCGCGGCGUGAAGCAGGUCGCCGAGUUUCACAACGACAAGGGCGGGCAGUCCAUAGCCCCUCAUCAACUUUCCAAACCUGCUCUCGGUCUCCUUUUAUGGUUCUGAUGGGAUAUGUCAUGGGACCUCUCGGGGAGGCUCUCUUA